AUGGCCUGGCGCACCGCCGCUGCGGCCGUGCAGCGCGCACGAAACCUUAUCGCGGCCCUGCUGGCCGCGCGUCCGCGUCCUCGCUGGCCGGCGCCCGCAUCGCUCGCUGGCCGCGCGCCCUCGCAGCCUCGCCCGCGUCGCCACACGCUGCUGCUGCGCGCGCCGCCGGCUCCCUGGCUGCUGCCCCGCGAGAACUCACCGCCGCCUCGCUCGGCUGCGCCGCCGUUCCCGCGUGCGCUGCUGGCCGCGCGCCGCUCGCCUCGGCCCCGCUGGCCGCCGCCUCCGCACCCCCUCCGCUGGCCCGCGCUCGCACUCCUGCCGCUGCCCGCGCGCCCCCGCCUUGGCCCCGCUGGCCGCCACCUCCGCUCCGCCCUCGCCCGCGACCCUGCUGGUCGACGGAAGCGCCCGCGCCGCCCGCUCUCGGUGGCCGCCGGCCGGAUGCCGCACGCCGGCGCGGUGGACGCCGCCGCCUCGCCCAAAUGCCGUCGCCGGUACCCAGGCACGCGCUAG
This is a messenger RNA of Lolium perenne, 510 nucleotides long. NCBI's taxonomy places the organism in Eukaryota, Viridiplantae, Streptophyta, Magnoliopsida, Poales, Poaceae. The record is from RefSeq and is a predicted model, not a curated record.